CAUUGAAAUUAUUGAAAUGUUGAGACGGUCGGGCAAGGAGGAACUUGAUGUUCCAGUCAUUUUGGAGGAACCACUCACCAGCGAAUCAUGUUGCAAACUUAUCUCGGAGCUAGUGAAGUAUAUCCUUUACCAAAAGCAACAGAUACCUCUCACCUAUGAGUACCUGCUCAGAAUGAACGAUGCUACAGUUGGAGCUAAUGACCGAAAUCUCACAAUUGCCAGGACUACCUUGGAGUGUCUGCAAAAUAUUUCAGAUAAUUUAUAUGUCGAACUAUGCCGUGGUAGCAACUUUGUCAGGGAGAUUGUGAUAUCGAUGGGAGCCACAAUGCUAUCACCGAAACUCUGCAUAAGAGUUAGUCUGCCCUUAGGAAUACUAGAUGGUCGUUGCCAUCUUACCCAGCAGCAUUCCUCCCGCAAGCCUCUUUUGAGCUUAAUGAAAUCCAUUACCGAGAGUGCAGAUUUUCAAAAUGCUAUGACAAUGCCACUGGGACUUACCAACACAUUUAUUCUUCUUCAAAAAAAUGAUUGCAACAGUGUGUCGGAAUUUUUCCUGCCAAAACCACGCUACACAAUGCCAAUCGGAGCAUUGGGGAGCCGUUUCCACAUCAAAUUAAACCACCAAGAUCAAUAUACCAACAAUUGUAGCUGCGAUAAUCUUAUCAAAGUGUAUCAUGACCAAGACUCUUCUUCCUCGAAUCUGGGGGCAGGUCGGACUAUACCUGAAGUUGAAAAAGUCACGACAAGCAUUGAGCCAUCAAAGACCAAAGCCUACCAGUGGUUCCAGUCUAGAGCAGUGAUUAAAGGUUUCAAAUUUUCUCGGUGACCCUUUGCUGCCAGCUAUUGUGCUCCAG
Molecule: messenger RNA, 851 nt
Organism: Athalia rosae (coleseed sawfly)
Lineage: Eukaryota; Metazoa; Arthropoda; Insecta; Hymenoptera; Athaliidae
Product: MAD2L1-binding protein-like
Exons: 2
Coding region: 17-823 (268 amino acids)
Biological process (GO): regulation of exit from mitosis
Cellular component (GO): nucleus
Source: RefSeq, a predicted model, not a curated record